Messenger RNA from Gasterosteus aculeatus aculeatus (three-spined stickleback), 1224 nucleotides. RefSeq lists its product as uncharacterized. NCBI's taxonomy places the organism in Eukaryota, Metazoa, Chordata, Actinopteri, Perciformes, Gasterosteidae. The record is from RefSeq and is a predicted model, not a curated record. Gene Ontology annotation, molecular function: protein binding. Gene Ontology annotation, cellular component: plasma membrane.
AAUAACUAAUGAUUAGAUGCAGGGAUUCUGCUUCCCAAAUGUCUCAUUUGCGAGUGACAGCUGAAUCUGAGGACUAGUCUGGCUGCUGCUCCUCCAACUAGAAAACAUAAUGACGUCCUGGUGCGUCCUUGCUUUUCUCUUUUUGGCACAUCUGUGCUGCGGCGCUCUGUCCUGCCCUCCACUUUGCAAAUGCUACCAGAGAAGAUCUGAGGUGGUCUGUAAUGAGGUCCCCCUGACAGAGUACCCCUCAGAGGGUCUCUCAAAGUCCACCACCAUGCUGACCAUCCAGUCCACGAACAUCACCUCCAUCUCCGAGGAGCAGCUGAACGCCACGCCCCUGCUGCAGGAGCUCCACCUGUACGCCAACCACCUGCACAGCCUCUCCGCCCAUCUCCUCAGAGGUGUUCCUCACCUCAACACCUUGGAUCUCACAGGGAACCGACUGUUUGACCUGCCCGCGCGCGUUUUCGACCACGCGCCGCUCCGCAACUUGGUGCUGAAGGACAACGCGUUUGAAAAAGCCGAUGCCGAGUGGCUACCUGAAAACGGCAGCGUCACCUGGCUGGACCUAUCCGGGAACCGUUUGACCGAGGCGCCGACGGCGCUGCUCCAGAAGCUGCCCCACCUGGAGAACCUGGAACUCGCCAAUAACCGCCUGGAGCAGCUCUCUGCAGAUUCUCUGGCCAAGUUGACCAAACUCGAGAGGUUAAACCUGCGCGACAACAAGAUGAACAACCUGGAUGCAUCUGUACUUCAGAGCAACCGUAACCUCACUUAUCUGUUCCUCUCUCGGAAUAACCUCAGCACACUCCCCCAAAAGCUUUUUCAGGAGCUCGCUGAGCUCAAAGUCCUGACUCUGGAUGAAAACCAGCUGAGCCACAUCCCGGCAGGUUUGCUGGAUCCUCUGAGCUCCCUGGACCAGGACGGGCUGGACCUGACCUCCAACCCCUGGGUGUGUAAUGGGAAGGUGAAGUACCUCUGGAGGUGGCUUCAGAAGAACGUGAAGAAGGUCUUCCUGCCAGAGACCGUCCUCUGUGCGGGACCGCCGUCUCUGCUGGGACGCUCACUCAUGUCACUUACAGAAAGCGACCUUGAGUCUUAGUGUCUUCCAUUGUCAUACUGCAUAUUAACUGACACGGUGAUAUACCAAAACCUACGCUUUUGUGUAUGUAACGUGAAUGUGUAAUAAAAAACGCGUAUGAGUAAAGACAACCUACUAUAAUA